CGAGACAAUAUUGAGUGUAUAUAUGUCUAGAUUCAGAAAUUAAAUACCUAUAUUGGAGUAUUCAUUCCUUCAUUCUCCUUCAUUGUACGUAUUGUUAAAGAAAAAUAUCAAAAGUCAAUAGAAAUGAAGAUUGCAAGUAAAUGAAAUGAAAACUCUGACAUUAUUGUGAUAAAGCCACACUCUGCGGUCCACGUCAUCAUCUUCAACCUCUUUCCCGCAACAACUCUCUCUCUCUCGGCGAGAUCUUCCUCUCUGGAUUUCUUGUUGAAGAUGCGACGCUCUGCAAACAAGAAAACGGGUCAAUCCAAUUCCAUUCCUUCCGUCAAUUCCUCCGCAGCGGAUCUCUUCCGCUCCGCUUCUAGUAAAGCAAGCUCAAAGGAAUUGGAACGGAUCGAUAGUCUAUUUUAUGCAUAUGCCAAUGGAUCUUCUGGGUCGAUUGACCCAGAAGGAAUUGAAGCACUUUGUGCUGAUAUGGAGGUGGACCAUACUGAUUUGAGGAUUCUGAUGCUUGCGUGGAAAAUGAAAGCUGAGGAGCAAGGAUAUUUUACCUUGGAUGAAUGGAGAAGAGGCUUAAAAGCACUAAGGGCUGAUACAGUAAGUAAAUUGAAGAAGGCACUUCCGGACCUAGAAAAGGAGGUCAGGAGGCCAUCAAAUUUUGCAGAUUUCUAUUCUUAUGCUUUCCAAUAUUGUCUAACGGAGGAGAAACAGAAAAGCAUUGAUAUAGAGAGCAUUUGUGAAUUACUUACUCUUGUUUUGAGUUCAACAUUUCCAGCCCAAGUCAGCUUAUUUGUGGAAUAUUUGAAGAAUCAAAAUGAUUACAAGGUCGUAAACAUGGAUCAGUGGAUGGGAUUUUUCCGGUUUUGCAACGAGAUAAGUUUUCCGUCGCUUGAUAACUAUGAUCCCGAACUUGCGUGGCCCUUAAUUCUGGAUAAUUUCGUUGAAUGGUUGCGAGAAAAACAAAAAUAAUCUGAUAUCUUUCAGCCAUCUGAUUCUCUGUAGCGUGCAAUCACAGUUUGUUGGCAGCACUCCUUUGAGCAAGAGAAGCUGUCGGAUUACCAAAUCAGAUGGGUGCCUUGUGGCAAGUUAUAUUGUUCUUCUGUUGGCCUAGUUUCUUAAUGGGCAUUCGAAAAUAUAAACUAUUGUUACUUCUAUUAAAAAAAUUGUUUAAUGUUAUAGAUGCAGCAGUUGAGGUUAGAUACAAGCUUGUACUAUGUAAUCAUUACCAAUACCAACAUCAUAUAUUCAAUUCAUAGCAUUCACCUAAAGAGUUUUUAUGCAGUUAUGCUUCUAGUAGUUUGAGAAGUAAAUGGGAGGAAAAUUGAACUAAAUUGAGACCAGUCUUAGAGCAUUCCAUUUGCAACUUUAAAUGUAAUUUUGUAAUGAAAAAGUGAGCUUACAUCA
This is a messenger RNA of Cicer arietinum (chickpea), 1401 nucleotides long. RefSeq lists its product as uncharacterized. The record is from RefSeq and is a predicted model, not a curated record. Gene Ontology annotation, molecular function: cullin family protein binding; ubiquitin conjugating enzyme binding; ubiquitin-like protein binding. Gene Ontology annotation, cellular component: ubiquitin ligase complex. NCBI's taxonomy places the organism in Eukaryota, Viridiplantae, Streptophyta, Magnoliopsida, Fabales, Fabaceae. Gene Ontology annotation, biological process: protein neddylation.